AUGGCCAAAAAACGAAAAAAACUCAUCAGUAAAGGGGGUCUUGGGGGGGGGAUGGAACCCCCUCGACCACAAAAAUCGAUUCAGCAUCCUCAAAUUACUCUAGAUUCCAAGUUUCAACAUACCUUACCUGAACCACCCCAGCCUAUUUCCCAACCCAACCCAACCCAACCCAACCCAACCCAACCCAACCCAACCCAACCCAACCCAACCCAACCCAACCCAACCCAACCCAACCCAACCCAACCCAACCCAACCCAACAAACAAUUAUUUUCAUAAAAUUCCGCAAAAGUCAAAAAUGCAACUAUAUACGAUAUUUUACAAAGAGAACAAAAACCUGGAUGUCCCCUCUUUUGCCGAUGGUCAACCCAACCGACGAAGACGACGAAGACGACGAUUCCCGCACCAACUUCAAGGCGGAUUUGGUGCAUUUUCUUGGACUCUACAAGCAGGAUUGUCUGACGUCAUGGAUCGACGCCUUAAAAAAGAGGAAUUUUAACAACGUAGACGCUUUUUUGAUACCAUCUUUUCCAGGAAGUCACCGAGGACAGGACAUGAAGAAAUUUGGACUUGGGAAAAUGGCUGAAGUGCUGAAAGAACACGCAACGGCCCUGAAUCCCGCGCUGGAAUGGAAGUUGGUGGCGCAAACGUCAUCGAUAGGCUCCCUCGGAGAAACUGCCGACAAGUGGCUUUUCAGUGAGUUCCUUUCGGCUUUCUCCGAGGAAGUCGUCGAUUCGAUGUCGAUUGUCUACCCGACGAUGAAAGAACGCGAUGCCAGCUUCGAAGCAGCGGUUGACGGCAGCGAAAAAAGCGGCAGUUGCUUGUCGUACUCCGUGGCCGAGAACAAGCGACAACCUUGGCUUCAGGAGUAUUUAUGGUUAGUAAAGACAAGAGGUGUGGACCCGCAAGGUUUUUUUAUAUCAAUUUUUUUUUCGCAGCCGUUGGAUCACGAGCUCAACCCGCAAGACCAGCAGCAGCGGCCGAGUGGCAGCCGAGUGGCUCUGACACCUGAUUCUCCUACGCCGCAACAGGAUGACGCGAUGAGCGAACAACAAGACUUUCCUUUGUUUCAGGUGGAAGAAGAAGACGACGAGUCAGGGUUUCGCCCGUCGCCACUGAUCGAAACCCCCCUGCACCACAAAAACGACGUGGAUUCCGUGCUUGUCUUGUUCGGCAGCCUUUCAGCUGUCGACAUUGGUGACAGGCUCACCAUGGACAUGCGCGGAAUAAAAGGGCAACCUACGACACAGACGAAGCUCGUCGCCAACAGCCUUUUCGGAGGGCAAUGGCACGAGUUUAAGAUCGGCUGCGCGAAUGGAAUGUACAUUUAUUGUAUUUUCCAGAUGAGCAUCGACACGGACCUGGCCUCGAUUCGAAAAAACUUCGUAAUCCGAGUGCUGCAACCGGCCAUCAAGCUUCUGCCUGUCAACAGCGUGACGCGCGCGCACGGCGCCCACCUGCCAGACAUGCCAUCCGACAGAAGCAUAUCCAUCUACAAGAACGAUUGGCCGGCCAUUGCCAAGUCCGUGGACCAAACGAUGCUCGGCGGCAAUGUGUUGAAGUGCAGGAACGUCCGGUACUUCGUCGCAAUGCACGGUCUCAAAAGCAGAUCUUUCGAUACAAUCGAAAGCAUUUUGAAGACCGUCAUUUCGGACUUGGAGUCACCGGACGUCGAAUCCAUAGAGAUUCACACUGCAACCAACAUUGCCACCGACGACCGCAGCGCACUCGUCCUGGACCUUCGAAGAAUACGGCAUCACGAAGAAAUGAAGACCCUCUCGACGACGAACCCGUAUUUCUUAUCGAAAUACGGGCACUGCUACGGAGCCGUCCGCCUGGCCAAGUUUACAACAGUUUUGUAUAUUCAGUCGUACAAUUUAAUUAUUCAUCUUUUAAAACUCCGUUCAUUCGUCUGCGUCGGGUCUUUGUUAAUUUGUAACUGUUUUAGAAGGAACGGAUUGCAGAUGCCGAAAGAUCUAAGAAAAGUAGGAGAGGAGACCCGAACGUACCUACGCGCCUUGACCAACGUCAUCCAGGCGAUGCAAGGGGGAGCGCCGCUGAGGAUUGAGGUGGUGGAGAAGUUUGAAAGCUUUGCGUCCUUCAAGGAGGCCUACCCAUCCAACGCCGCUUUCGAGGAGAAAAAACGCCGAUUUUUGGACUUUCUGGUGGAAGAAAGAAUGAUCGUGCGUUUCUCUCCUCGUCAAUGGAAGGAACACGUGGCGCUCUCCGGCAUCGAGAUGGACGCAACCCUCAUCCAAGGUGCCCUGGACACUAUGGAAGAGAGGAGCGACGAGGCGACCUUCUCCAACCUUGAAGCUCAACAAGAACAGCAGGAGCAGCGGCGAUUCAGCGGCAGCGUGCUGCAAAUCCGGAAAGCCAGGAGAUUGGCCGAGCAGGAAAGAAGAGCCCAGAUCCUGCGAGCCUCUACGGAAGAGGUUCACGACGGCUUUCCCCUCGACACCGGGAAAGUGGAUAAAAUUCUCGUGGUCUACGGAGCUAUCCAGAGGGCCUUGAUGUUCACCCACGGCGGUUUCCUGUCGCGACACAAGAUGGACUACCAAUGGUUCAAGGGGAUGAUUUCAGGAAAUGGGGGCUACAAAAAGGCCUUCGCCCAUCUACACGAGCAACGGAGAGAAGAGGAGCAGGGAGUGGAAACGGAGACGCCACCGAAGUUUGAGACAUAUCCAGAGGCCGUAUCGCACUCCAACUUGGCAAAGGGCUCCGUCAAACUUGCCUUGCGGGUUCACACUGCGUACCAACCGUAUGUGCACCUCAUUUUCGAAUGCAUGCAGGUGUUUGACGUAGCCUGGAGCGAGCGGGUGAGGGCGAGCGACCAAACAACAUCGAUUUUCUGGUUCUUGACGUGCGUUCAUGCCACCUACGCCAGCAGGUUCAAGGGCAAACUUUCCAAUCGCGAGGUAGUACUUACCGAGACGGCGCCGUUUUCUCCCCGCUCCUCUUUCAAGGAAGGAUCCGUGAAACUCUCCGGCUUCGUAACGGCCAAGGACGUCGUCAAGUCGUUCCUCCACCCCAACACGACCUUUGGGAAGUUGGUGCUGUGCGCAAUGCAGCUGCGCUUCACGUGGAGGAAUAAUGCCACCUUUAAGGAGAAACUGGUGAGCUUGGUCCAACAACACGUCCAGGUGUAUCCCCGGUUUCUGCUUACAGGAACUGAGCGAGACCCCGCACUGCCCCAGUGGCAGACGAUUUUCGACAGGUCACCUGACGACUGGCAAGAGGCGUCCGAAUGCCCGCGUGACCUGAAUUCAUCCGCCAUCAACAACGAGCUACAUCUCGCGAAAUGCAGAAGGAAGACCGGGUUGGGUUUUUCGAAGGAAAGGUCGAACACUGCUGCUGCUGUUGCUACUGCUGUUGCUGCGCCACUCGAGCGUCCCGUUGCUGCUACACCCGAGCGUCCCGGUGCUGCGACUGCUCCGAAGAACCUCGGUGCCUAUCAGCAAUGGGAAAAUGAACUUCUCAUGGAGUACGCCCUUCGCCCCGCAACGCUGGAGAGACCGGUCAAGGGCUUGGACGUUUGGGAGGAUAUGCGGCGGGAGCCUCGAUUCAACGAUUUGACCGGUCGCAGGUCCACCAAUUCGUUGAUGAAUCGCGCUCUCACCGUAUACCGAGACAGACAACUCCUCCGACGAUUCGGCGUCACCGACCCAAAAAUUGUCUAUAAAAUUUCCAAUUCUUUGAAGAAAAAACCUGUAGGUUCGUAUCGUAAUACACAAAUGCUAUUUGGGAAUAUGUGUGUGUAUGCCUUUUCAAUCCUUAACUUUUUUAUUUUGAUUCCAGUGUCAUCCAAGGGAACGGGUCGUAAACGAUCGUAUCAAGGUGAAGGUGCGUACGAUAUAUCUCCAUUUCAAAUAUUCAACUUUUUCUGCGGCUUUGCCAUAAAACUGUGUUCUUUGUUUAUUUUAGAAAUCCCUCAGCUGUUACCGCCGCCAUCGCCGCCCCUGCCGGUUCACGUCGCAGAAAUCAUGAUCCACAGGCCGGCUUCUCCGCCGCCAUCGCCGCCCCUGCCGGUUCACGUCGCGGAAACCAUGGUCCACAGGCCGGCUUCUCCGCUGAUACCGCUGCCGCCGCUGUCGACAAACGCUCUUAGGUCUCGGUGCGAAAGCAUCGAGUCCGAGAGUGAUAUUUCUGUCAGCAAUGUCAGAAAUGACAACGUUGACAUGGAUAUCAUAGACGACAGUGACGACAGCUAUGUCAACGAAGACACCGAAUACAGGGUGGUCAGCGAAGACGGCGAAGGCGGCGAAGGCAGCGAAGAGAGCGAAGAAAGCGAACACAGCGAAGAUAGCGAACACUGGGAUGACAGCGAAGACACCGAUGACAGCGAAGACAGCGAAGACGGCCAUCUCAGCCUUGUCAGCGAUGUCAGCGAUGUCAGCGAAGUCACCGAUGUCAGCGAAGACAGCAAUGACCGGAUUGUCGGUCCAGUCCAGCAAAAUCCAAAAUGGAGCGACCAGGAAAUCGACGAGAUUUUCAGGGAGCUACUUUUUUUGCUGGACAAUCCUCCGGAAAAAAUGGAACCCUGGAAAAGUCGGAAGUUUUCGAUGUUUCUGCUCGACCGUCUGAAGAAAGAACAUCGUAUUCAUCAAUGCAGAACGGCUGAGGCUCUACGUUCUAAAAUUUUCCAGAUUUUUGGCAAAAUGGAUAAAUUUUCAAUUAAUCGCGACUUUCUAAAGGAGAAAGUCGGCGCGUUAAUUGAAAAAUAUGAAUCCAAGAAAACGUAG
This is a messenger RNA of Brassicogethes aeneus, 4740 nucleotides long. Lineage: Eukaryota; Metazoa; Arthropoda; Insecta; Coleoptera; Nitidulidae. The record is from the annotation of a GenBank genome assembly.